This is a messenger RNA of Atta colombica, 2533 nucleotides long. RefSeq lists its product as uncharacterized. The record is from RefSeq and is a predicted model, not a curated record. Bases 238 to 1314 code for a protein of 358 amino acids. The transcript is spliced from 4 exons. Lineage: Eukaryota; Metazoa; Arthropoda; Insecta; Hymenoptera; Formicidae.
GACGGAUGGAUGAUGGCGUGACGCACGAGACGCAUCUCGCGUAACGACAUCACGCAAUCCGUUCUGGACUCCGGCUCCACGAAAUUAAUUUCGGCGCUCCGAAAUCUCGCCGCGGUAUUUCGCACGGUAUUCCUCAUUAUCGGUGCUCGCGAGAGUCUUGGCCCCGUUCCUUACGCAUCCUGUCCUGUCACCUGUAUGGCCCUGUGACACCCAGCUCUGCGCGGUCGCGACGCGAAGAUGGCCCGGGACGCAGGCGUCGUCUACCUGCUGAUCGUGAUCGCGCACCUGUGCUCGUGCGCGCGUUACGGCAGUUAUGAUUACAAUCAUUACGCCGAAUAUAGCCUUGAGAACGAAAAGAUUUGCCAUGUUCUGAAUAAGAAGCAUACGCUUGACAUGCAACACGGUGCCGCGGCGAUCGUCAUGCCGCACCACAUGUUCGAUCACUGGGUUGUCAAGGCCAAUCGCAAUUGUACGUUCGUCUUCCGGACUGGCAAAAACGAGGGCCUCUUCGCGGUUAUUCAGAAGAUGUUUCUCCGUCGCGACGGCGAUCGGUGUGUUGAUUACAUACGGUUCAAGAGAAGCGAUGGUUUUUACACAAGCAAGUUCUGUGGAGAGAUAGACCGCAGCCAGACAACAUACCUUCCGGUUCCUGACCCUGAGGACAAUUUGGGUAACAUAAAUGAUAGCCGGUCACCUAAUUAUGAUAUAUAUGCGGAAUAUGAUCCUGUUAAAAAAUCAAAACUGUGGUCUAUUCGAUCGGACUCUGCUAUGAUAGAAACCGAAAUAUUCAUCUCCAAAGAAAGAGUACCAGAUGGACAGUCUCUGGACCUUACAAUAGUUUAUACCCCAUACAUGAAGUGCGAUCAGACAAAUUCCGAGCACUAUCAGGCGGUCGGAUACAACAACUGUAUUCGGAAGGAAUAUAUAUGUGACAAGAUCUACAAUUGUCCUUUUAGUAUAUGCUCAGAUGAGGUGAAUUGCGUGAUCAAUGAUCGGUAUCCCAAGGACAAUACUGCCACAAAAGUCACUGUAGGAGCAGUUACCACCAUGAUUCUCUGCUUCAUAAUCUUCAUUUUGUGUCUAUGGAUCUGCAAGAAAUCACAAAAGUUGUGCUGGUCAUCGGAUUGCGCCGGUCCGAAUGUGUGCUCGCGGCCGGUUUCCUUGCCGGACGCGGACGGAGCUCAGGGAUCCAAUCGCGCAGUGCCAACGGCUCCCAUGUUAGAGGUCGCGAUGUCCUCGCCUGUCGUAGACAAAGAUCUACCACCCAGUUACGACUCGUUGUUCCCCGAACAAAGUAAUCCUGCUAGAUCGUAAGUUAUUGAAUUCAAGUAUGAACUGAAUGAUAAUAUGAGAGUGCAUUAAACAUACCGUCUAAUGUUUUAAUUAGACGCUGCGUUGUCGCGCAUCUAGUGACAUAACUAGAUCGAUUUUUCUCUACGUACAUUCAUACACUAUUUUCCAAAAUGUGAGCUGGAUUUUAUUACGAAAGAAAACGCUCUGAUAAAUUAACAGAUGUUUCAUGUAUCAGUUUUGAUUCUGUGUAGUCGAUUUCAUGGAAAUGUGAACUGAAUGUAGUGUAAUUUCUUGCUAAUCAAAUGAUAGAUAAAUCAGUUAUGAUUAGGAUGCAAAACUACACAACAUCAACUAUACUUUGUUCUUUGAUAAUAGAUCAAGAUGGGAGUCUUAAUUAAUCGAUAAAUUGUUUCAUGCAUAUAUUUCAAUCAUUUUAACCAAAGUAAUUACAUUUGGAGCACUGCUGCUCACCGUCCACAUCAAAUUGCGCCACUGCAUGCAGUACAUUUACACGCAUUUACAUGCAGUUAUAUUAACACCACACAAUCAUUGUUUCUUAUUGUAUAUUAGUAAGAUUAUACGAAAUGCAAUGGUAGAUAGGUUAAUUAAAUUUAUUUUUUUCUUCUGUAUAGUUUAAAGUUUCCGUUUCUUAAUUGCCUUAUUGAAUUAUGACGUCAUAAAUGGAAAAUCGUAGUUCAUAUUUUUUGUUGCAUAUAGGCUGAGAUAAAUUAGAUUUUUCAUAUGCCUUUAUUAGUGUUCAAUAACGUAUUGUAAGAAAAUUCAUACAACAAUUCCCACUUCUGACAUAACUUAUGAUUGCAGUAGGAAAAUGGGAAUCUUGAAUUGUAUAUUUCUACGUUUUGUAUUAUUUUUAAAUAAAUAUUGAAGAAAUAAUACCACAUGAAUUUUGUUCAUUGAAAACUACAACGAAGAAAUAGGCCUCAAAAUAACUUCUUAGUUGAUGGAAUAUUACUUUCCAUAUCAAAAUAACGGUAUAGUAUUUUUUAACUAUGUUAAUUAAAUUUAAAGUUACAUCAACUUCUCAUCAACUUCCGUAUUAAUUUCUAUUAAGUUAUGAUCUUGUAUUAAGUAUGAUAAUGUUUAAUAUAGCAAUAAUACAUAUCUCGAAAAAGAAAAAAUUUGAUGGGAUCUGUUGUGUUCAUAGACAUUCGCGAAACGAGUUGUAUGUGAACUUACUGUAUUGUAGCAUAUUUUAGUAAUGUUACGUCUUACUUGAAUA